GUGAAAAGGCCUUGUCACUACUCGGCCUGUCCAGUCUGUGAGUGCGAGUGUUUUGGUUCUGCGCAGAUCUGUGCCAGCGGACCGUCGUGAACACAUGAGCAGAAUGUCUGCCGGUAGAAAAGGAGCCAUUAAUAGAUGACUGGAAUCUAGACCGUGAUAAAUAAUGGCUGACCUGCAACCCCAGGGGGAUCUUUUGAAAAUGACUCACAGAGAAACCUGGAAGAUGCAGCAUGAGAAGUUGCAUGUGAAGCACAGAGGUCAUGAGGCCAUGCAUGCUGAGAUGGUUCUGAUUCUUAUAGCCACGCUAGUGGUUGCUCAGAUUGUGCUGGUUCAGUGGAAGCAAAGACACUGCAGAUCCUACAACCUUGUGACACUGCUCCAGAUGUGGGUGGUUCCUCUGUACUUCACCAUUAAGCUUUACUGGUGGCGUUUCCUGUCCACAUGGGGCAUGUUCUCUGUUAUCACCAGCUAUGUCAUAUUCAGAGCCACACGCAAGCCGCUGUCCUGCAGAACACCACGGAUGGUGUACAAGUGGUUCCUCCUCAUUUACAAGUUGAGCUACGCUGUGGGUGUGAUUGGAUAUCUCGCCAUUAUGUUUACCAUGUUUGGAUUCAACAUUUUCUUCAGGAUUAAAGCUGAGGACUCCAUGGAUGUUGGUGUGAUCAUGCUUUUCUAUGGUCUGUACUAUGGGGUGAUGGGACGAGACUUUGCAGAAAUCUGCUCAGAUUACAUGGCAUCCACUAUAGGGUACUAUAACAGGGGUGGCAUGCCUUCCCGAAACCUUAGUGAUGACAUAUGUGCUGUGUGUGGUCAGAAGAUCCUUGUGGAUGUUGAUGAAGAAGGCAUAAUUGAAGACACCUACCAGCUCUCGUGUAACCACUUAUUUCAUGAAUUCUGUAUUCGAGGCUGGUGCAUUGUGGGAAAAAAGCAGACGUGUCCAUACUGCAAUGAGAAGGUUGACCUCAAAAGGAUGAUGAACAACCCCUGGGAGAGAACACAUGUUUUAUAUGGACAACUUCUGGAUUGGUUAAGGUACCUGGUGGCCUGGCAACCCAUCAUAAUUGGAAUCGUGCACGGGAUAAAUUUUUCUCUUGGACUUGAAUGAUACCUGCAGUAUUUAGUUCCAUUAAAACAGUAAAGGUGUUUACCUUUAAUUAGUAUUUAUUUGACCUAUAAUUAGUAUUUAUUUGUAAAUUGUAUACUUUAUAAUGUAAAUCACACAGUUGCUUUUGUAAUUUAUUUGAUACAAAGUAACAGACUUAUCCACACCCUACAACAUAUACACAAUUUUCAAAAAGUGACCUUUGCUUAUACGUUAAUCAAAGGCUUCUCUUUCAUUCUCUAAAGAUACUGUACUGUAUCUAUUUUGAAAUGUUCCAUCACUCCUAAUCAAUACAGUGCCUCAUUUAUUUGUGCCUCAUGUAAAUUUGUUUGCCAUUUAAAUGUUGUCUUUAUUUAAAGAAAGGAUAUAUAUUUUUGAUCGGGAGAAAAAGAUGUGGGGUGAACUGGAUUGAUUGACAAGACAGUGGACAGUAUUUUCUAUUAUUAUUAUUGUGUUAAAAAGAAAAUAACUGGUGUACAAAAAUACAACCCCAGUUCCUAAAAAGUUGGGACAGAAUGCAAAGUAAAAACAAAAAGUACUGAUUUGUUAACUGUCGUUAAGACACUAACAGCUUACAGACGGUAGGCAGUUAUAGUCACACUUUCUUCUGACUCUGAAAAGAACCAAAAUAAAGAUGCCCAGGGUCCCUGCUCAUCUGCGUGAACGUGCCUUAGGCAUGCUGAUUGGAGGCAUGAGGACCGCAGAUGUGGCCAGGGCAAUAAAUCGCAAUGUCCGUACUGUGAGACGCCUAAGACCACACUACAGGGAGACAGGAAGGACAGCUGAUCAUCCUCGCAGUGGCAGACCACGUGUAACAACACCUUCACAGGAUCAGUACAUCCGAAUAUCACACCUGCGGGACAGGUACAGGAUGGCAACAACAACUGCCCAAGUUACACAAGGAUAGCACAAUCCCUCCAUCAGUGCUCAGACUGUCCGCAAUAGGCUGAGAGAGGCUGGACUGAGAGCUUGUAGGCCUGUUGUAUGGCACAAACAUCAACACUGUCCAGAAGUGCCUCUAACUUUUCUGGACUCGCUCUCAUUUGAGAUGGAAAUUAGAACAGUGGAGUCAUGUUUUGUGGGCCGACAAGUCCACAUUUCAAAGUAUGUGAUGCAAAAUACAGCAAUGACAGCCCAGUACAAUUGAGCAUCAGAAGACUUGCAUAAUGGAUGAAUGUGAGAAGAUGCUUGCUAAACUUUUGUCUUCAGUGCUUAAAUGCUUAAGUGUUAUUAGAAGAAAUGGUGAUGUUAGACAGUGGUAAAGAGUUGACUGUCCCAACCUUUUUGGAGUGUGUUGCAAUCUGAUUUGAAAUCAGUGUGUAUUGAAAAAAAAUAUAUACACACACACACACACACACUCACAGUUGAAGUCAGAAGUUUACAUACACCUUACCCACAUACAUUUAAACUCAGUUUUACACAAUUUCUCACAUUUAAUCGUAGAAAACAUUCCCUGUCUUAGGUCAGUUAGGAUCACUUAUUUAAGAUUGUGAAAUGUCUGAAUAAUAGUAGAGAGAAUGAUUUAUUUCAGCUUUCAUCAUAUUCCCAGUGGGUCUGAAGUUUACGUACACUUUGUUAGUAUUUGGUAGUAUUGCCUUUAAGUUGUUUAACUUGGGUCAAAGUUUUUCGAUAUGAUGGCUGUGUGGUCCCAUGGCGUUUAUACUUGCAUACUAUUGUUUGUACAGAUGUACAUGGUACCUUCAGGCAUUUGGAAAUUGCUCCCAAGGAUGAACCAGACUUGUAGAGGUCCACAAUUUGUUUUCUGAGGUCAUAGCUGAUUUCUUUUGAUUUUUCCAUGAUGUUAAGCAAAGAGGCACUGAGUUUGAAGGUAGGCCUUAAAAUACAUCCAAAAGUAGUACUCCAAUUAACAUUUGAUUAUAAUAGGCUAAUUGCCUAAAGGCUUGACAUUAUUUUCUGGAAUUUUCCAAGCUGCUUAAAGGCACAGUUAACUUGGUAAACUUCUGACCCACUGGAAUUGUGAUAUUAAAAGUGAAACAAUCUGGCUGUAAACAAUUGUUGGAAAAAUUACUUAACGACAUGCCAAAACUAUAGUUUGUUAAUAUGAAAUCUGUGGAGUGGUUAAAUUUGUUUUAAUGACUUCAUCUUAAGUUUGUGUAUAUACACAUAUACAUACACACACACACACAAUUAUUAUUUUUUUUUAAUUCACAUGGUAAAACCUCAAAUAAUGUAUUGUUGCAGUGCUUUCAGUACAGCAAUCCUUUUUUGGUUUUCACAUUUUCCUACCGUCCCAAAUUUUUAGGAAUUGGGGUUGUAGAACAAGUUGGGUGUGGAUUAUUCAAUAUUUUGUUUUCAUUUUCACUAGCUGAUAUGACAGUCUUGAUUUAUACUGACACGUUAAGACCUCAUUCACAGUAACGCAAUAUUUAAUUAAUAAUAAUUCAAAUGAAUCUGUGAGGGACAUUGAGGCUAUAGUUUUGCGUUUUAACAUUGAAUUUUUCUAAGAGGUGCUGCAUUCAUGUAUUUGGAAACACAUUUUUUGGUGUUAUGAGGUCAAGGAAAUUGGUGAAUGCCAACAAAAUAAAUUAUCUGUCAGUCCAAUCCUCCUGCACACUCAGUCUCUUUAUAAAUGUUUGCCAAAAGUGUUUUAUAUAAAGACAAACACUUCAAAUUCAAGCAU
Messenger RNA from Xyrauchen texanus (razorback sucker), 3743 nucleotides. RefSeq names its product RING finger protein 175-like. Gene Ontology annotation, molecular function: metal ion binding; ubiquitin protein ligase activity. Gene Ontology annotation, cellular component: Golgi membrane; endoplasmic reticulum membrane. The transcript is spliced from 9 exons. NCBI's taxonomy places the organism in Eukaryota, Metazoa, Chordata, Actinopteri, Cypriniformes, Catostomidae. The coding region runs from base 164 to 1105 and encodes 313 amino acids. The record is from RefSeq and is a predicted model, not a curated record.